Molecule: messenger RNA, 2488 nt
Organism: Exophiala mesophila
Lineage: Eukaryota; Fungi; Ascomycota; Eurotiomycetes; Chaetothyriales; Herpotrichiellaceae
Exons: 1
Coding region: 89-2434 (781 amino acids)
Molecular function (GO): zinc ion binding
Source: RefSeq, a predicted model, not a curated record
CUGAGUCGAGAAAGAGGCAGAACCCCUCGUGUCAUCUCCAUGUCUCCACGGUGAGUCGUUGGAGCGGGAGAACAAGGUAGAACCCUGGAUGGAAGGUCCACGUGUCGUCGUCUUAAUAAUUCUACUGCUUUUCAUCUUCCUCACCCCCGAUCAACCUGCCCGUCGGAGGUUCAUUCUCAGCAAUGAGUCCAUCAAAGAAAGGCGCCAGGCACAACUCAGUGUGUUGACCAAUACCACUUACGGUCAAUUCAACCCAGAAGCUCAUCGCUACCUCAAUCUCAGCGGCUUCCGAGAAGGCGAUCACUAUCAGUGGAACUCCCUCGCUGCAGUUCAAGAUGCUACCAGGAAGCAAUUUCAGGCCAUCUGGAGCGGCCAGGAUCCAAUCAGCGACCGGCCGGUCUAUGAGCAGAUCACUGGCGAAAUCCGAGGCGACUUUACUAGACGGGUUGCUCCUAUCCCAGCUUCAGGCCUCAAUCUUACCGCGCUCGAUCCUCGUAAGGAAUACAUGACUCCGAUAUUUGAGAGGAACAUCACCGAAGUCAAUGGAGAGUUGAGCAUGACGUUGUUUGAUUCCAAUCAUAUUGGUAGUCACGAAACUGCCGCCAUUAGAGCCGACUUGUCCAUCUGGACCCCAUCUGCCCCAGGGAAUGGAUGGCAAGCCCGGGUUCAGGGCGUACAUCUUCCAUCUGGACAAGUCAUCAUGUCAACCACAAGCUCAAAGUUUAAUGCCUUUUUCGCCUUGCCUCAUUUUGCCCUUACGCCUGACGGUUUCAAUGCAUCUAUUGAAGUCAUGAAUCAGACCGUCCACAAGAUCUGGGAUAGAACCUUUGAAGAUAUGAAUGAUGGUCUCGCGUUUGCGCCGCAGUGUGAGCUCAUUGUUUGGCUGCAACCAAGGCCACAAGGCUUCCAAGGGCUGGACGCUGAACAGACAAGGACUUUUCUGCAUCAAGUCGAAACCGAGCUCCAAGCGCCCCAAGGCGCUCCUAUAGGCCAACCACCGCCACUCGCCUUUUCCGCUGUAAUCUUCUCCCCUGACUGCGGUUACGUCCUCGAGUCCGACUCCGUUUAUGGCCCCAAAGUCGAAGCAUACUGGACUCUCGCACAACGUCUCGUUUUUGCCUUUGUCACCAUCCUAGGUUUACAAAUUUCUCUGCUCAAACGACAGAUGGAGAAAGCGUCCACACCUUCUACCAGAAGUCGAAUCGCAUAUCAAGGUAUUGUCAUUGCGGCCCUUGGAGAUGGCCUCCUGUUAUUCGCAUUGAUUGCUUUGCUUAUGAUUGACGAGGCUGCAUUCUUGAUCAUUGCCUCUGCGGCAUUCUUGGCUUGCAUCCAUGUCGCUUUCCUUGAAGUCAAAUUUGUCUUUGAUAUCUGGACCAUCCAGGUCGGCGAGCCAGCCAGAGCUGAGCAAGAGAGACAGAGAAGGGCAGCUGCGGCUCCAUCUCCGGCUCGACCUACAGCUCCAGCAACAAACACUACUCCAUUACCCGUAAACCCGACUUCAGAAGGACCAGUCACACCUGGUACCACCAAUCAAUCCGUUCCUGGAACAUUUCCCACCCAGGCUUCAACUGCUCCAACAAAUCCCAACGCGCCCGCUGGGCUCCCCUUACCGGUAGUGGCUCCUCGACCGACCGGUGCUGUCCCCAUCAUCAUUCCAUCUGAUCAAGACUCGCCUUUCCAGCCCGAGAUUCCGAGUACUCGAGCAUCUUUUGCGGCCAUCUACAGUCGAUUUUACUUCUCGCUAGUCAUGCUCAUGUUCUUUUCCCUGUGGGCCAUGUCGUGGCCAAGGACGUUAAGAUCGAUGUAUGCCAAUUUUCUCGUUUUUGCAUAUUUCUCCUUUUGGUGGCCGCAAAUCUAUCGAAAUGUGAUGCGAAACUGCCGAAAAGCACUAAGCUGGGAGUACGUCAUCGGCAUCAGUGUUCUUCGCGCAGUACCAGUCUUGUACUGGUACUUUGCCGACAACAAUCUACUAGCAAUUGACACCAGUCCGAGGACGGCAUUCGUUCUACUUGGGUGGCUAUGGAUUCAAGUCGCGCUCCUGGCAAGUCAACAGUUUCUGGGCCCUCGGCUUCUUGUGCGCGAGUCGUGGUGCCCACCAGCUUAUAACUAUCAUCCGAUCCUACGCGAAGACGAUGUUGAAGCCAACGGAAUGUCAAUUGGUUUGCUAGCUUCGGCGUCCGAGGCCAAAGACAAAGAUGACAAGACUCGCAAGGUGUUUGAUUGCGCCAUUUGCAUGAACGAGAUUGAUGUUCCCGUGAUUCUCAAGGCCGAGCCAGGGGGGAUCAUUGGCAGAGGGACUGGAGCCACAUGGCUGGAGCAGAGAAACUAUAUGGUGACGCCCUGCAGACAUAUUUUCCACGCCGACUGUCUUGAAGGAUGGAUGAACCUGAGGCUGGUGUGCCCAGUCUGUAGAGAGUCAUUACCUCCUCUUUAGAUUGUAGAAUAGACCUGUCAAUAUAUAAACACAACGCAAACACUUUUUACUACA